Molecule: messenger RNA, 3952 nt
Organism: Argentina anserina (silverweed cinquefoil)
Lineage: Eukaryota; Viridiplantae; Streptophyta; Magnoliopsida; Rosales; Rosaceae
Product: U-box domain-containing protein 44-like
Exons: 4
Coding region: 525-3560 (1011 amino acids)
Biological process (GO): protein ubiquitination
Molecular function (GO): protein binding; ubiquitin-protein transferase activity
Source: RefSeq, a predicted model, not a curated record
AUACAUAUAUUCUAGAUGAAGGGAAAUUAGCUAGUACGUACAAACCGAGUUUAUAUUUUAAGCUAUAUCUAUUUGUUUGUAAUGGGAUUGACCAAAGAAUUUGAAGCUGUUGCUGAUCAUGGUGUUGGAGCGUACUUGACCUUAACUAUGAGUACGAAUUUAAAGUUCAUCAAAGUUCAUGGUAUAUAUGAGAGACUUGAAAUGUUAAGAGUUUUCUUUUGGAGUUAAUGAUCGACCUUCAUUGAUUUGCUUUGGCCUAUAACUGUUCAACUAUUUAUUAGGAGGAACUAAUAUGAAUUUGAGAAUUAAUAUCGUGUUUGUGUUCGUUAACUCUUUCCUGGUGAUCUUUGCAUAUAGCAACUACAUCUUUCUGUAGAAGCAGUGCUAGUGAAAUUCAAUAACAUCUGAAGGUUCUUUUGGCAGAUGCAUACUUGUUCAGUGUUCUUCCUUUGUGUUUAGAAUGUGGUGUAUGGCUGAGGCCUGAGGGUAUAUGUUUAUAGAGUUUCUCAAUCUCUCAUGCAAAUAUGGCAAAGGAUAUAAUUAUCAGUGCUUCUUUUGUUCCGGUGUCUGAAUUACUCUCUCAGACAGUUUUGGCCAUGUUUGAUACUGUAAACUCUGCCAAGGAAGUCCUCAUUCACAAAGAAAACUUCAAGGUAUUCGCUACAUACUUGGAGAGAACCUCUUCUGUAUUGAAAGAGUUGUCGAAGAAAAACAUUGAGCAUUCAGAAGGCCUAGUUAAUGCUCUGGUGAUUGUCAACCGAGAGGUGGAAGUUGCCAAGCAUCUAGCUCUUGAUUGCAGAAAGAAAAACAAGAUUUGUCUCUUGAUUAAUUGCCGGAAGAUUGUUAAGGCGCUAGAGAGCAGUACAAAAGACAUUGGUAGAGCACUCAGUCUACUGUCACUGCCUUCUUUGGAUGUUUCAGUGGGUAUAAAUAACCAGAUUAACAAUCUAUGCAAGAACAUGUUGGAUGCUGAGUAUCGAACAGCUGUAGCUGAGGAAGAGAUUUUGGCAAAAAUUGAGUUGGGAAUACAAGAAGGAAAUGCUGAUAUGUCCCACAAAAAAGAUCUGCUUCUUCGUAUCGCUGAGACUCUUGGGAUCUCUAAUGAGCAUUCUGAACUGACAAAGGAAUUUGAGGAGUUCAAACGUGAAUUGGAUGAUACCAACUUGAGAAAAGGCUCUGAAGAAGAAUUGCAAAUGGAACAGAUUUGUCAAAUCAUAGCAUUGCUUGAAGGAACUAAUCUUGACACAGCUGCUGAGGAUGAGGUGACUGAGUAUUCAGAAGAGAGAGUUUCCUUGGGAAGGCAACCGUUGGAACCUCUUCGGCAAUUUUACUGCCCUCUCACUCAUGAAAUCAUGGUGGACCCUGUGGAAACUUCAUCACAGCAGACAUUUGAAAGAAGUGCAAUAGAGAAAUGGUUUGCAGAAGGCAAUAGGCAAUGUCCUUUGACUGAUAUUCCUUUGGAUACUUCAAUUUUACGGCCAAACAAAGCUCUAAAACGGUCCAUUGAAGAGUGGAGAGAUAGGAACACCAGGAUCAUCAUUGCCUCUAUCAAACCAACUCUUCAGUCUAGUGUAGAGCAAGAAGUGCUUCAAUCCUUAGAGAAGCUGCAGAAUCUAUGCUUGGAAAGCGAUAUUUACCAAGAAUGGGUGGUAAUGGAGGACUACAUUCCAGUUCUUAUUGGACUUCUUGGUACAAAAAAUAGAGCAAUAAGAAAGAAUGAUCUUGCCAUCCUAUCAAUCCUUGCAAAAGAUAGCGAAGACAAUAAGGGAAGAAUUACAGUAGUAAAUAAUGCACUUGAAGCCAUUGUCCGCUCACUUGCACGACAAAGUGAGGAAAGCAAGGUGGCAUUGCAGCUGUUAUUGGAACUAUCAAGAAGUAGCGUUGCACAAGAUUUAAUGGGAAAUGUUCAAGGCUGCAUACUUCUAGUAGGAACAAUGUUAAACAAUGAAGAUGAUCAAGUCACUAGAAAUGCAGUAGAGCUUUUAGAGAAUCUUUCUUGCAUUGAUCAGAAUGUUAUACAGAUGGCAAGAGCAAAUUAUUUCAAACCUUUGUUGAAGCUUCUUUCUUCAGGAUCAGAAGAUGUUAAAAUGGUUAUGGCAGGAACAUUGUCAGAAAUUGAGUUGACUGAUCACAACAAACUGUCUAUAGUUAAAGAUGGGGCACUAAGGCCACUUCUUGAACUGCUCUCAAAUGGUGAUUUAGAGAGGAGGAAAAUAGGUGUCAAAGCUCUUCUUCACCUCUCUAGCUUACCACAAAACGGCCUAGAGAUGAUUAGAAAGGGUGCAGUUGGACCGCUGCUUGAGCUUCUCUAUUCUCACAGCUUAUCAUCACCGGCCUUGCGCGAGCAGGUGGCCGAAACAAUCAUGUACCUUGCUAUGUCGACUACCUCCCAAGAAGCUAGAGAGGAUCGGGUUUCCUUGUUAGACUCUGAAGAAGAUAUUUUUAAACUCUUUUCACUAAUAUCUUUAACAGGACCUGACAUGCAAAGAAGCAUCCUUAAAACUUUCCAUGCAAUGUGCCAAUCUUCUUCUGGUUUAGACAUCAGAAUAAAGUUGAGGCAGAUCUCUGCUGUCCAAGUAUUGGUUCAAUUGUGCGAGGUGGAUAAUUCUACUGUCCGAGCAAAUGCAGUUAAAUUGUUCUCACGCUUAACAGAAGAUGGUGAUGACAGCAAAUUUUUGGAGCAUAUAAGUCAGAGAUGCAUAGACUCCUUGCUAAGGAUUAUAAAAAGUUCUAGUGAUGAUGUGGAAGAGAUGGCUGCAGCAAUGGGUAUUAUUGCUAAUCUUCCAAAGGAUCACCCCCAGAUCACUGGUUGGCUUCUAGAUGCUGAGGCACUUCAAAUCAUCUGGACUUGCCUUAGUGAUGGGAAUAGAGAUGCCUCAUAUAGAAGACAAUUAGUAGAGAGUGCUGUUGGAGCUCUUGGUCAUUUCACAGUAGCAUCAAACCAGGAAUGGCAGAGAAAAGUAGCAGAAGCCGGCAUUAUCCCAGUGCUGGUGCAGCUACUGGCUUCUGGAACUGCUUUGACAAGACAAAAGGCAGCUAUUUCACUCAAACAACUAUCUGAGAGUUCCGGAAGAUUAAGCAAGCCAAUAAAGCAUGGUAUUUUCCUGUGCUGCUUCUCUGCACCUGAACCUGGCUGCCCUGCACAUUUGGGCAUUUGCACAGUUGAAUCUUCAUUCUGCAUAGUAAAGGCAAAAGCUCUUGAUCCACUUGUGAGAAUGCUUGGGGAGGCAGAUGUAGGAGCAUGUGAAGCUUCUCUGGAUGCACUUCUAACACUGAUAGAUGGCGAAAGACUAGAACAAGGCGGCAAGGUGCUAGACGAAGCAAAAGCCGUCAGUCUGAUUAUUAAGCUAUUGAGUUCGGAGUCUGCCAGGUUACAAAGAAAGUCUCUCAUGGCUUUGGAAAGGAUUUUUCAAGUAAAUGAGUUAACUCUGAAAUAUGGAACUUUAGCUCAUAUGGCAUUAGUGGACAUUGCUCAGAAGAAAAAUAGUGACAUGAAAUCUUUGGCUGCCAAGGUACUCGGUCAAUUAGGUGUGCUCGAAAAACAGUCUUCUUACUUUUGAGUGAUUUUGCUAUACAACAUCUCUCUAUACACUUCUCUAUUCACUUUUUCCUUACUCAGCUAUUUAUUUGUUCAAAUUUUUCUCAUUUAAUAUCACGUUUUUGGUUCUAAGUUCACUUUUUCUUGCGCUGCAAUGAACGACAACCUGGACUCUGUAGAACAUGCUGAUAUCAUAGAAAUGCAAGGGAGAAUAUGAUUUCCAUAUAAUCAACACAUCUCUACAGGACAUGUUCUUAAGUUUCUACAUCAUCAGAUAUGAAAUCUAAAUAAAAGAUGCAUACAGAAGAACUAAAGUAAUGAUGGCUUCUUCUGAAAAACAAAGGCAGUUUCGGCACCGAGACCACCAGAAAUAACAGUUAUACUUCUUCCACCAAUCUUGCGGGUAACCCGAAA